Molecule: messenger RNA, 1914 nt
Organism: Penicillium subrubescens
Lineage: Eukaryota; Fungi; Ascomycota; Eurotiomycetes; Eurotiales; Aspergillaceae
Gene: dspD
Product: putative protein-tyrosine phosphatase
Exons: 1
Coding region: 1-1914 (637 amino acids)
Biological process (GO): protein dephosphorylation; negative regulation of MAPK cascade
Cellular component (GO): nucleus; cytoplasm; cytosol
Molecular function (GO): MAP kinase tyrosine/serine/threonine phosphatase activity; protein tyrosine/threonine phosphatase activity
Source: RefSeq, a predicted model, not a curated record
AUGACCUCCGGCUCAACAGAGUCCUCGCCCACGACCACUAUCUCGCCAUUCGACUCUCCUUCCACAGGCGACAUCUCUCCAAGCUCUUCUCCAGAAACCCCUUCGGCAAUGCCAUUAUCCUACCCUAAAUUUACACCAAUCAUCCGCCCGGUGGAGGUUGCCCCACUGUCCACCAUGACUUCCGACAGCUCCAGGUUAUCGCUGGCUCCAAAUCCUCCGCGACCGGACUCGCCCGGACGCAGAGCACGCAACCUGAAGAAUCUCUCAUUACGCAUGCCCCUGCCUUCGCAGUCCCGACCCCCCAUUGCGACUGCAUCGAUGCUCGAGACUUCAUCGAAACAUUACCUCUCUGCCCCACCCUCUCCCAUCCCGAUUCCUCCGAAGAGCAGCCGGCGCCGCCCUGCAAACCUCACCAUCCGGACUCCGGGCUUUGACAAAUCAUUCACCACUAAUGUUCCCGACUUGGUUCCUCCCACACCUAUGGGACGUCAGUCCCUGCGCCAUGCAGAGUCAUCACCUUCUCUCGCUUCGAUCACGUCUCCUGGUUUCGCCCCGCGCGGUGGCAUGCAGCUCCCUCGACCAACGUCGCAUCACGGCGCCAGGCGUCUAUCGGGUACAUCAUCUGAAGAUACUUCUCCGUUGACAUCCAUGCCCGACGAUGGCUCCGCCUUCUCUCAACGCGUGAUUCCUGAAGAGGAAGAGGAUGAGCCGAUGCAUUCACGAGAGUCGACGCGUGGUACCGACCGCGGUUAUCCCAAUGGACCUAUUCGGAUCUACGACACCGGCGUGUUUCUGUACUUGGAGCCCACAGCAGAGGAAGCUGCACAAUUCGACGUGGUUAUUAAUGUCGCCAAGGAAGUCAAGAAUCCCUUCAACACGGAUAACGAUGCUCGCAACAAUACGGUCAUGAGCACGUGGCGCAAUGCCUCGAUGGCCUCGAAGCGGUUUUCUGGCGGUGAUCCCCAAACAGCCAUUUCCGAAAUCUCCUUCAAGUCGGCGUUUGAAUACCAGCCUUCAGAAUCUGGGUCCGCGACCCCGACUACCCCCACACCUAAAUCUACCACCCCCGAGUACAUCCACGUUGGCUGGGAUCACAACUCGGAGAUCCUUGAUGAUCUACUUCCUCUGUGUGAACUGGUUGAUGACCGGAUAGCUCAGGGUAAAAAAGUCCUGAUUCAUUGCCAGUUGGGCGCGAGCCGCUCUGCGUCUUUGGUGAUCGCGUAUGGGUUGUACAAGAAUCGAAAUUUGGAUUUCAAUUCGAUGUAUGACCUGGUCAAGGCACGCAGCCAGUGGGUGGGACCAAACAUGAGUCUCAUCUACCAACUCACCGACUAUCGCUCUCGCUUGCUGCGAGGAUCUCCUUCAUCGCGGCCGGCUCCUCGCGAGUGGUUUGUUCAAACCGGUCGCAGGAGCUCGGAGCCUCAAGUCACUCGUGCUGAGCGAGUUGAGGCGCAGCAGCGAACGGCAGUGCCAAUGAUGGGACUACUUCCCACCCCACCGACUCAUUCAUUGCGCCCCAAGACCAGUAGUAACCAUGGGAAUAGAUCUCCCAAGCGCAGUUUGUCUCCGCGCCCACUGCCCUUCCGACAGAAGUUCCAGUCCGUGGAGCCUGCAUCUGGUCGCCCACGCGGGUUACCACGCAGUGUGAGCAGCUGCGACCCACUUGUCCAGACUCACGUCUUUGUUCGUGAUGGACCAGGAUCCCCCGAUCUAGGCGCUGGCUUCUUCUCCCCGAGAACCACUGGCUUCCUGGCACCACCUAUACCUCUGCCAUCAUUACCUUCCCGAGGACUCGACAGUACAAUGGCUGAAAGUUCCAGCUCGGUACAAUAUGCCGAAGAUACUGCCGAUCCCCGUUCUCCUCCCCCAGGGGGAGAGCGGAUGAUCCUGAGGAACAUUGAUGAGUUCCUAUAA